AUGGGCAAACGCAUCGUGGUCACCGGUGGCUCCGGCAAAGCCGGGCAGCACAUCCUCAGAUAUCUCCUUGACCAAGGUCAUGACAUUCUCAACCUCGACCUGAUCCCUCUUCCAGCGGAUCUGGAGAGUCGAGUACACACGCUGAAGGUCGAACUGACCAACACCGGCCAAGUAUACAGCGCCCUAGGCUCCCAUUUCCACCUGUCAGAGCCAUUCCGUGAGCCACUCGGAAUUAUCCCAGAUGCGGUCAUUCACCUGGCGGGAUAUUCACGCAACAUGAUUGCCCCAGAUGAUGAGACAUUCCGCUGUAACACCCAGGCAACGUAUAACAUAAUCGAGGCUGCAUCCCGCCUGAACAUCAAGAAGAUCAUCAUCGCUAGUUCAGUCACUGUCUACGGUGUUUCCUAUGCAGAGGGUGAUGUGGACUACCCUUCCUUCCCCGUCGAAGAAACAGUCGAUGCAAACCCUAUGGAUACGUACGCCAUCUCCAAGGUGUGUGGGGAGCGCGUUGCCCGCGGCUUUUCCCGCCGAUACGGGAGCGACAUCUAUGUCCUGCGUAUCGGACGUAUUGUUGCGCCAGAGGAGUACAAGGAGGCCAUGUUCCGGUCUUACGUUGAGACGCCUGAGAAGUGGGCGCCGCAUGGCUGGGCUUACAUUGAUGCACGCGACUUGGGUCAGAUGUGUGACCUUGCAGUGAAAACGACUGGCCUUGGCUUCCAGAUUUUUAAUGCUAUUAAUGACGAAAUUACGAAUUACGAGCGGACGGCGGAUUUCCUUGCUCGGGUUUGCCCCGGCGUUCCAAUUACGCGGGAGUUGGGGGCCAGAGAGGCGCCCAUCAGUAACCGGAAAAUCAAGGAAAUGCUUGGGUUCAAGGAACAGCAUCAUUGGAUGAAGUACUAUGAAUAG
Messenger RNA from Penicillium antarcticum, 906 nucleotides. Its product is annotated as NAD-dependent epimerase/dehydratase family protein. The record is from RefSeq and is a predicted model, not a curated record. The transcript has a single exon. Bases 1 to 906 code for a protein of 301 amino acids. Lineage: Eukaryota; Fungi; Ascomycota; Eurotiomycetes; Eurotiales; Aspergillaceae.